Molecule: messenger RNA, 1126 nt
Organism: Aureobasidium pullulans EXF-150
Lineage: Eukaryota; Fungi; Ascomycota; Dothideomycetes; Dothideales; Saccotheciaceae
Exons: 2
Coding region: 115-807 (230 amino acids)
Source: RefSeq, a predicted model, not a curated record
GCCUUCCCUCUUCUUCUGCUCAUACCCUUUGUACGAUCGCUACAGCUUGCAUACCAUCUUUUUCCUCAAAACACAUACCACUCUUUCUCAUAACCAAACCACACAACCAUCAAGAUGCGUUUCUCUACUCAGACCCUCGCUGCCCUCCUGGCCUCUCCUCUGUUGGCCUUUGCUGCCAACGCAAACCCCUUCACCAACAUGAACCUUGCUGCCACUGCUGGCAAGACCGUUGACUUGACCUGGACUCCCACCACCUCUGGCACUGUCUCCCUUAUCCUCCGCUCUGGUGCCAACAACAACUUGACCCCUGGAGUCUACGUUGCCCAGGGCCUCACCAACUCUGGUACUUACACCUGGUCUGUCCCCAGCGACAUCACCCGUGGUACCGACUACGCUCUCGAGAUCGUCGACGACACCGACCCCGACAACGUCAACUACACCGGCCAGUUCGUCAUUGAGAGCACCAACACCGUCGCCUCUAGCACCUCAUACAUUGGCCAAUCUGCCAGCUCCUCGGCCUCUUCUGUCGCCUCAUCAAUCUCUUCAAGCGCCUCUGCUUCUCGCUCGAGUGCUUCUGGAUCAAUGAGCUCGUCCGCUUCUUCAGCAUCUGGUUCGAUGUCCUCAUCGGCCUCCUCGGCUUCCGGCUCGGCUUCAUCUUCUGCCUCAUCGGCAUCCCGCUCGAUGACUUCCUCUGCCUCCAGCCGUGCUGCCUCAUCGAGCAGCUCAGCUGCCCCUACCUCUACUGGUGGUGCCAUGGCCUCUGCCAUUCCUUUCGGUCUUUUGGCCCUUGGUGCCCUUGCUCUGUAAAGCAGUGACGUCUCGAAUGACACCUGCUCGAGAGCAUUCGCUUCUGUUUAAUAUUCUAAUGAUACCUGUACAUUCUGGGGAAAUUUCUUGUACGAAAGUUUAUGUUUAGUUUUGGGGAUGGUAUUUUGUAUAUUUUCAAAAAGAAUGCAUAUUCUCUGAUACCUCAUCAAUUUUACAUGGCUGUGUCUGCUCACAAUCGAGUUUGAAAGUGAACUACAGCGGAGUUGUGCGGUUGUGGUUCUGGGACCGUGAAGCUACGAAGAUUGGCAAAUCAAUGAGCGCUCUAUCACAUACCUGCUAUCAUAUUCUCAUCGGGUUG